This is a messenger RNA of Kwoniella botswanensis, 501 nucleotides long. RefSeq lists its product as uncharacterized. The record is from RefSeq and is a predicted model, not a curated record. The transcript is spliced from 6 exons. Gene Ontology annotation, cellular component: membrane. Bases 1 to 501 code for a protein of 166 amino acids. Lineage: Eukaryota; Fungi; Basidiomycota; Tremellomycetes; Tremellales; Cryptococcaceae.
AUGGCCGAUACCUCUAUCCAUAUCCGACGAGGACAUCCUAUCUUCUUUGGACUGUUAUUGUUCUUCGCUCUGAUCGAAGGAUGUAUCACAGCUUGGCUAGUGUCUCGAUAUAAUGACCAUGAUACCUACCCUUCCAACUCUAUUCGAGAUCGACUCAAGUUCUUGGUCUUCGUCUCAUGGUGGACUGUGUUCUUCUCAGCUGCUUACAUCGCCGCUUUCUACACCGCUUUCUUGUCUUUCGUAGCUUCCAUUGCCAGUCACCUGGCUUGGUUAGCCUUGACAUGGAUUUUCUGGCUCUCAUCCACCGCAGCAUUCACAGCCGCUCUUGGAGGAGGCCAACGAUGCGGUUCGUCUACCUUGACCUACUGCUCACAGAACGUAGCGGCAGAAGCUUUCGGAUGGAUCGAGACUAUCUUGAUCAGUUUCGGUCUCGGUGCGAUCUUGUUCAUUGGUAUUGGUGCGAUCAGGAGAGGUGAUAGGUUGAGCGGAGAGUUGGCGUAG